AUGAUAGAACCACCGUCAAAGGCUGCUUAUGAGAGUUUAACUGAGCAGGAAAAAAACUUUUUAUACAGUCUACCUAAUAGAGUUGAAUUACACGCUCAUUUGAAUGGAUCAAUACCGAUGGAAACGCUUGAAUCACUUGCUCAAAGCUCUAAAGAGUCUUCUGAGGGUAUAGAGGUAUUUAAGAACGGAAUAUCGUUGGACGAAAUAGCAGACUUCUUUGACUUGUUCCCUGCGAUUUACAGUCUAACAUCAACGAGGGAAGCUGUCACCAAAGUCACAGUUGACGUACUAAGAUCAUUCUUACAUGAUCAAAACGCAACUAAGAUAGAAUUGCGUUCUACACCACGUGCAACUCCUCAUAUGACGAGGUAUCAAUACAUCCAGGCAGUUGUCGAUGGUAUUGAAAUAGUCGAGAAGACACUCGGUGAAAAUAGAAUCGGCUUGAUCGUCAGUGUGGACAGGAGAAUGUCAGCCGAGGACGCAAAUGAAGUUGUUACAUUAGCAUCCCAGUUCGAUAGAGUUGUUGGUAUCGACCUCUGCGGUGAUAUGUUCAAAGCUCGUGAUUUGAAAGCUCUCAUUGGGCCUUUAUUGCGUGGAAAGGAACUCGGUAAAGGUCUAACAAUGCAUUUGUAUGAGACUGAACCACGUAAUGAAGAAGAAGAAGAGCUAGAAUGGCAACUUCUACAACUCAAACCGCUGCGGUUAGGACACGCGACAUACCUUUCAAGUAGAGCCCUUGAAUUUGUAAAGAAAGAGGGUAUUUGUAUUGAACUUUGUUUGUCUUCAAACGUAAUGUGCAAAACUGCGAACAGUGUAGGCGAACAUCAUAUAACUAGAUUACUAGAAGAAGGCAUCAACGUCACAAUAUGUACCGAUGACCCAUUGCCUUUCCGUACAGGUUUGAUGAAGGAACUGGCAAUAUUAUUAGCUCAACCACCACUUGGAUUGGGAUUAUCUAAGGAUUCGGUGAGAAGCAUAGCGGAUAACGGAGAAAAGUUUAUGUUUAUAAAUAAUUAGAUAUAAAUUAGGUUAUACAUUA
Molecule: messenger RNA, 1039 nt
Organism: Wallemia mellicola CBS 633.66
Lineage: Eukaryota; Fungi; Basidiomycota; Wallemiomycetes; Wallemiales; Wallemiaceae
Product: Metallo-dependent hydrolase
Exons: 5
Coding region: 1-1017 (338 amino acids)
Biological process (GO): adenosine catabolic process; inosine biosynthetic process
Molecular function (GO): adenosine deaminase activity
Source: RefSeq, a predicted model, not a curated record